CUGCUCCCGCAGAUACCACAGCGGAACACGCCAUUUUGAGAUAUCGGCCAGCAGUCCAGCAGCUAGUUGCUUGAAGGCAAUGUGACCGACACCUCGAAGUUAUGCCGAUCGUUUAGUCGUUUUUAAGGUUGCCGUCACGUUAUUAUUUUAACGUUAUUCCAACCGGUCCAGCAUUUCUUACGUAGAUUACUCCAACCAUGACCACCGAGGGAGCAGCCGACCAGGCAGCAGCAGAAUAUAUUCCGGAGAAGGUGAAGAAGGCAGAGAAGAAGUUGGAAGAAAACCCAUAUGACCUUGACGCAUGGAGCAUUCUGAUUCGAGAAGCACAGAACCAACCCAUAGAUAAAGCAAGGAAGACAUAUGAGCGCCUUGUCACGCAGUUCCCAAGUUCUGGCAGAUUCUGGAAACUUUUCAUUGAAGCCGAGAUCAAGGCUAAAAACUAUGACAAGGUAGAAAAGUUGUUUCAGAGAUGCCUGAUGAAGGUGUUGCACAUUGACCUGUGGAAAUGUUACCUCUCAUAUGUUCGGGAGACCAAAGGAAAGCUGCCCAGCUACAAAGAGAAGAUGGCACAGGCAUAUGACUUUGCCCUCGAUAAAAUUGGCAUGGAAAUUAUGUCUUAUCAGAUUUGGGUGGACUACAUCAACUUCCUCAAAGGAGUUGAAGCUGUGGGCUCAUACGCAGAGAACCAACGCAUCACUGCGGUGCGGAGGGUCUACCAGAGAGGCUGCGUCAACCCGAUGAUCAACAUCGAGCAGCUCUGGAGAGAUUAUAGCAAAUACGAGGAGGGAAUCAAUGUUCACCUGGCCAAAAAGAUGAUCGAGGACCGAAGUAGGGACUACAUGAAUGCCAGGAGAGUGGCCAAGGAGUACGAGACGGUGAUGAAGGGACUGGACAGGAAUGCGCCCUCUGUACCGCCGCAGAACUCCCCUCAGGAAGCCCAGCAAGUGGAAAUGUGGAAGAAGUACAUCCAGUGGGAGAAAAGCAACCCGCUGCGCACAGAAGACCAGACCCUCAUCACUAAGAGAGUGAUGUUUGCCUACGAGCAGUGCCUGCUGGUGCUGGGCCACCAUCCGGACGUUUGGUAUGAGGCAGCACAGUACCUGGAGCAGUCCAGCAAGCUGCUGGCAGAGAAAGGGGACAUGAACAAUUCCAAGCUGUUUAGUGACGAGGCAGCUAACAUCUACGAACGCGCCAUCGGGACUCUUCUGAAGAAGAACAUGCUGCUGUACUUUUCAUUCGCAGACUAUGAAGAAAGUCGCAUGAAGUACGAGAAGGUCCACAGCAUCUACAACAAGCUGCUGGGGAUCGAGGACAUCGACCCCACGCUAGUCUACAUUCAGUACAUGAAGUUCGCCAGGAGGGCAGAAGGCAUCAAGUCGGGUCGCAUCAUCUUCAAAAAGGCCCGUGAGGAUCUACGCACGCGCCACCAUGUGUAUGUGACGGCAGCACUGAUGGAAUACUACUGCAGCAAGGAUAAAUCUGUGGCCUUCAAGAUCUUUGAGCUUGGUCUGAAGAAGUACGGUGACAUCCCAGAGUACAUACUGGCAUAUAUUGAUUACCUCUCCCAUCUUAAUGAGGAUAACAACACCAGGGUUCUGUUUGAGCGUGUCCUCACCUCGGGAAGCUUGUCGCCAGAAAAGUCCGGCGAGAUCUGGGCUCGGUUCCUGGCUUUUGAGAGCAACAUAGGAGACCUGGCCAGUAUCCUGAAAGUGGAGCGCAGGCGAUUCACGGCCUUCAAGGACGAGUACGAGGGCAAGGAAACGGCCCUGCUCGUAGACCGAUACAAGUUCAUGGACCUGUAUCCCUGCUCCGCCAGUGAACUCAAGGCCCUUGGAUACAAGGACGUGUCUCGUGCCAAACUGGCAGCGCUGCUCCCAGAGACCGUGGUGACGCCCUCGGCGCCGGCACAAAAGGACGAAGCAGACCGCAAACCCGAGUACCCCAAACCUGACACCAACCAGAUGAUCCCCUUCCAGCCCCGUCACAUGGCCCCUCCAGGUUUACACCCUGUCCCUGGUGGCGUUUUCCCAGUGCCCCCAGCUGCUGUGGUCCUAAUGAAGCUGCUCCCUCCGCCUACGUGCUUCACUGGACCCUUUGUUCAAGUGGACGAGCUCAUGGAAACUUUCAGGAGAUGCACACUUCCUGAGACUGUUGAUGCUGCUGUAGAGCUUAUCACUGGCCGACAGCCCGAUACAGGAGGGGAGGGCAAUGGACCCAUGGAGAACCACGCUGUUGCCAAGUCACUAAAGAGGCCAAAUGCAGAUUCCGACGAAGAGGACGACAAAGGAGCCGUGGCUCCACCCAUUCACGACAUCUACCGCUCGCGCCAACAGAAAAGGAUCCGAUAAACCAACCAAAACACACACUUCACCUGUCAAGAAUGUAAUCAUAAGGGGUUCAGAUGGGGACGGGGGGGGGGGGGGUUCAUGUCCACAUUUCCGAGUGUGUCUGACAGAUUAUACAUCCGUUUAUCUCUGUACAGAAGACAAGCAUACAUGCACACACACACUCCCUGAGACAUGCAUACAGUAUGUUCACCGGGGUGUUUUUGUGGCUUCUUUUUGUUGAACAGUUUUUAUUUUUAAAGACUGACCAUUAUAUUGUACAAAAUUUUUAAUUAAACGGUUGACUUUCGCACACAGCUUAUUUUGGCCUUGUGAUGUUCAGUUGAUGGCAAAGUGGAAUCAAGCUUUUUUUCUUUUUUAGAUAACUGGAGUAAACAAUUCCUUUCAAUAAAAAUGGAAAAAAAGUUCAA
Gasterosteus aculeatus aculeatus (three-spined stickleback) is the source of this 2755-nucleotide messenger RNA. RefSeq names its product cleavage stimulation factor, 3' pre-RNA, subunit 3 (gene cstf3). The record is from RefSeq and is a predicted model, not a curated record. NCBI's taxonomy places the organism in Eukaryota, Metazoa, Chordata, Actinopteri, Perciformes, Gasterosteidae. Gene Ontology annotation, molecular function: mRNA binding; protein binding. Gene Ontology annotation, cellular component: nucleus. Gene Ontology annotation, biological process: mRNA 3'-end processing.